UACAUUAAGUUGUAAUUGGUUUGGAACGAAGAAAAGUAAGGGCUUGUAUAGAAUUGGGACGAAAGCGGAAGCUGCGAAACCAUGCUUCUUUAAUUUCUUUGGUAAAACUUGUGAAGUUAUGAAAAUACUGAUUUCCAACUAUGGGGCAACGCACACUGCCACGCCCUACCACUCCUAGCCGUUAGAUUUCCUUUAAUCUUUCUCUGUCCCCUGAGGUUUAUGAUUCAUUUUGUUACUCGCUAACCAGCACUGGCACUGAACCUUGUUUAGGCCUCAGUAGUGAAAGCAGAGAAGCGUUUGUUUUGAAAGGUAUUUCACAAUGUUGCAAAGAUGGAACAGGGCCUUUUCUCAUCUGUCAAGACUGGGAUCACAGUCACAGAAGAACUUGAAUUUUAGAAAUGAUUUCUAUGUCAUUUCACGUCAAAAUUACAAGAAGGCUGCUGCAACUGUGGCUCCUACUACUACGGCUGAUAACGUGGAAAUGAGAUUUCCUAACGAAACUGCGGUUAAUCUGGAUAAAAUGUUUUGGUCCAAGCCCUGCUCAUUGGCUUUGGAUCCCUCUUCCCCACUGAGAAUUGAAGAGCCAAAAUAUCAAGGCAUUAAGCAUAUUAUGCUCAAGCUGAUGCUGUUUUAUUCCAAACAAAGCAGAUCUAUUAGGGGGGCAAAUGCAGUUUACUCGCGGAUUACCUCACAAGUUGACGAACCUGCAAUUUAUGAAGUGUUCAACUUGGAGAAGACCUUUAAAACAACAUUUUCUUUACUUGUGCUUCAUAUGUGGCUUUGCUUGCGCCGCUUGAAACAAGAGGGAAAAGAAGGUGUUGAAUUUGGGCAGAACUUGUAUGAGAUUUAUAAUCAUGAUGUGGAGCUUAGAGUAUCUCAAGCUGGGGUUAACUUACUAUUGACUAAAUGGAUGAAGGAUUUAGAGAGAAUAUUCUAUGGAAACAUCGUUGCUUAUGAUGCUGCCAUUCUUCCAGAAGCUAAACAGGGUGAGCUUCAAAAUGUCAUAUGGAGGAAUGUUUUCUCAGAUGAUGGUUCAUCAGAGCCAGAUGCUACUGCAUCUCGAACAGUUCAGGCAAUGGCCAGGUAUGCUUCUCGAGAAGUUAGUUGUCUGUCCUUGACAGAUAAAGAGGCUAUGUUGUCUGGAAACUUUAUGUUUACACCAUUGAAGAAUGUGAAGGCAAAACCCGUUUAGCCGAGAUGACACUUUAUUUUUUUGGCAUUAUUUUCAAAAUUUCUGAUAAAUAUUUUUUGUUUCAAUUAAAUAAAUCAUUAUCACUUGAAAGGAAAAUAGUGAUUGUAAAGCCCUUGUAUUGUUUUACUUGCUCACCGUGCCGAUUAUCAUUUGAAAGGGAUGAUAUUUAACUCGCUCACCGUGCCGAUUAUGAGUACGGUGUUCAAGUUGUCUGACUGACCAUGUAAUGAUGGGAUACCAUUCCUUGGUGUGGAGUUCAACUUCUUGUUUAGUUA
This is a messenger RNA of Humulus lupulus (European hop), 1467 nucleotides long. RefSeq lists its product as uncharacterized. The record is from RefSeq and is a predicted model, not a curated record. Bases 320 to 1192 code for a protein of 290 amino acids. Gene Ontology annotation, biological process: mitochondrial respiratory chain complex III assembly. The transcript has 8 exons. Lineage: Eukaryota; Viridiplantae; Streptophyta; Magnoliopsida; Rosales; Cannabaceae. Gene Ontology annotation, cellular component: mitochondrion.